Messenger RNA from Ostrea edulis (European flat oyster), 918 nucleotides. RefSeq lists its product as uncharacterized. The record is from RefSeq and is a predicted model, not a curated record. The transcript is spliced from 3 exons. The coding region runs from base 1 to 918 and encodes 305 amino acids. NCBI's taxonomy places the organism in Eukaryota, Metazoa, Mollusca, Bivalvia, Ostreida, Ostreidae.
AUGGAUGAACAAUCUAAAGAAGCUGGCAAUGAUGAGAUGGAUGAACAAUCUGCAUCUUGUAAUGAUCAUGGUUAUCUAGAUCAUGACCAUUCCUAUCACAUGACUUCAGAUGAUGAUGUUGAGGCUUCUAUGCUCAUUCAAAAACAAAUCAAUUCAGUGGAAAAGCUGGAGAACGAGGUAAAAGAGCUCCAGGAAGAAAUUAGGAACCUCCAAAUGAGGAAACCCAAAAUGACGGUGGGAGACAUCCUGGAAGAUUCCGAAAAGAUGCUGCUUUACACCUCAUUUCCAGCAGACGUCUUCAAUGUUAUUGUGCAAAUUCUCAAGCGAAUGGCGCCGUUUAAUUAUUAUGUUGGUUGGGAGGUCACCUGCUUUAGUUUAGAGGACCAACUGCUAAUAUGUUUGAUGAAGCUACGCUUAAACUUUCGAGAUCUAGACCUUGCUAUUAGAUUUGGUACAAGCAGAUCUACAAUAUCUAACAUUAUAAAUACAUUUAUCUCUGCUCUUCAUGAAAUCUUUUUUGAUGGUGUAUUGAAAGCUGUGGGUAUUCCUUCUCAAUUAAAGUGCAAAGGGUCUAUGCCAAAAUCCUUUUCAGAUUUCACCUCGGCAAGAAUUGCCAUGGAUGCCACAGAAAUCACCCAAGAUAUACCAUCAAAUAUGAAUAGUCAAUCACUUACAUACAGCAACUACAAAAGCCGACACACUGUAAAGGCGGUGACCUGUGUGGCUCCAAAUGGUGCUCUUGUAUUUACUUCCGAUUUAUAUCCCGGUUCCACAUCUGAUGCAGCCAUAGUACAGCAUUGCAAAGUUCUUGACCAAUUACAGCCUGGAGAUCUUAUUCUUGCAGAUAAAGGCUUUAAUAUUUUUGACAAACUUCCUUCCGGGGUAUCCUUAAACAUUCCACCUUUUUUUGUCAAAUAA